Molecule: messenger RNA, 2876 nt
Organism: Struthio camelus australis
Lineage: Eukaryota; Metazoa; Chordata; Aves; Struthioniformes; Struthionidae
Source: RefSeq, a predicted model, not a curated record
AUGGGUUCUCGGUACAGAGCGAGGUUUAUUACUGAACAUCUGUCCCAGGAAGAUGAUGAUACCUGUAGUGAUUAUGGGAGUCGUGACAAACCAGGGACCACUUUAGGAAGGACUGUGCCAGAUGGGAAUGUGCUUUUUCCAGAUAUUUUUCAAACUGAUCAUCUUUUGUUUUAUGAGCGAUUUAAAGCCUACCAGGAUUAUAUUUUGGCUGACUGCAAAGCUUCUGAGGUGAAAGAAUUCACAGCUGAGUACCUGGAGAAGGUCCUUGAACCAUCAGGAUGGCAGGCAAUCUGGCGCACUAAUGUGUUUGAGGUCCUGGUUGAGGUGGUUGACGUGGAGUACUCAACUCUGAAAGCAAUUGUGCAACUCAGUGAGCCUUUCCUGUGCGAGUCGCAGGUUAGCACCUUUACUUUGGAGUGCAUGCGGGAACUCUUGGAGCUGAAGGAGCAUCAGAUACCACUGCAGGAGCUGUGGGUUGUGUAUGAUGAGUCGGGAGAGUUUGAUCAGACAGCGCUAGCCAUAGAGCAUGUCAGGUUCUUCUACAAGUACAUCUGGAGGACUUGGGAUGAGGAGGAGGAGGAUGAUUUUGAUUACUUUGUGCGAUGUGUUGAGCCUCGACUGAGACUGCAUUAUGACAUCCUUGAACAUCGUGUUCCUUCUGGGCUUGUAGCUGAUUACCAGAACUUGUUAUCUCAAUGUGAGGAGCUCUACAGGAAGUUUUUAAAUUUGAGGAGCAGCAUGUCAAGCAAUGAUUCGGACUCGGAAGCAGAAAACAUUUCCAUGGUGGAAGGACUAAAGCUGUAUGAGAAGAUAGAGCAUUUAAAACAAAAGCUAAAACUAAUUGAGAAUCCUCUUCUGAGGUAUGUGUUUGGUUAUCAAAAGUACAGUGGUCUCCAAGCUAAAGGACUGAGAGCAACAGGUACCAAGAUCACUCAUGUUGUAUCCUCAACCGUGAUGGCAAGCCUGUUGCAGUCACUGAUAAGGGACAAACUUUGUCCUGAAUCUUACGGUGAAGAACUAGAAAUACAGUUUCACAGUGAUCCACUGGCAGCUGUAAAUGCCUGUUAUGAAGGAGACACUGUCAUCAUCUGUCCUGGUCAUUAUGUUGUAGAUGGUGUGUUCUGCAUUGCUGAUUCAAUUGAACUAGAAGGCUAUGGUCUGCCAGAUGAUAUCGUGAUAGAAAAGCGAGGGAAAGGAGACAACUUUGUUGACUGUACAGGAGCCAAUAUAAAGAUCUCCAGUUUGAAGCUAGUGCAACAUGAUGCUGUGGAGGGGAUUUUAAAUGUUCACCAUGGGAAAACCAUCCUCGAGAACUGUGUAUUACAGUGUGAGACUACAGGCAUAACAGUACGAACAUCAGCUGAGCUCUUAAUGAAAAAUUCAGAUCUGUAUGGUGCUAAGGGUGCCGGUGUGGAAAUAUAUCCAGGCAGUACGUGUGCCCUGUUAGACAACGGCAUACACCACUGCAAGGAGGGAAUCCUUAUAAAGAACUUCUUAGAUGAGAAUUAUGACAUCCCCAAGAUAACCAUGGUCAAUAACAUGAUUCAUAAUAAUGAAGGAUAUGGAGUGGUCCUGGUUAAACCAGCAAUCCCAUCUGAUGUAAGGGAUGUUUCAGCAGAGAAAAGAGAAGGGAGUACACAGCCUCACCCAGGCAGUGAGAGAGCCUGUGGAGAGGGCUUCAGACAUGAAGAACUACCUGAAUGUGUAACUGAUGAAUUGGAGCUUUACGAGCAAGCUGAGAUUUCUGAACAAACUGAAAGCAAUUAUGAAAUUGCAAAUGAACUUGGUGCUACUUCCGCAAAGAAGAGCCAGAUGCGCAAGAAAAGGCUGAGUGAACUGGGAAUCACAGAAGCUGAUGACAACUUAAUGUCACAGGAAAUGUUUGUUUCUAUUGUGGGCAAUCAGUUCAAAUGGAAUGGGAAAGGGAGUUUUGGUACCUUCCUCUUCUGACUGUCCUGACUUAAUGGCAUUGCAGUAAAAGAUUUGCACAAACUAUUAAUUUCACUGCUGCUUUCCAAGAAGCUGGCCUGUUUCAUCUGCCUUCCAUUAUGUUACUAAAAUGUGAUAAAUAUUUAUUAACAGUUUAAAUAUUGCAUGUGGAAAUUUUGCUUCCUUCCUGCAAAUAUGGAAAACAUGGUAGAAAACAGAACUUGAACAUGGAAACCUUGCAUGGAGUCCACUAAUCCUCAUGCUUGUUCUUUGCUGGCUGAUUAAUUUUUUUAGUGUAUUUAUUGAACUUCUAAUUGUUAAGUGGACAAAAAAAGUACAGCAUUAAUGGUACCUCUCCCUCUAUUAAGCACAGAUAACCUGCAGCUGAUUUCUCUAUACAAUUGACUGAAUUUUUCAUGUUGUAUAUUAAACAGAAGCUAAUGAAAUGCUCUUCCUUAGGAAAUGUAGUGCUUGGCUGCCAUGUUUUAUAUUCAAAGGAUUUUCUAGAAACUCUAGCGCCUGAAAAGGUAGGAUCAUUCUGACUGUCUUCAUAUGCCACGUGUUGACUUCCAGCAGCUAACAAUGUCAGUGCAUGUUUUCUGUAGGGAGUACAGUGUUUAACUGAAUUCCAUUUGUCUGAAUAAAGAGAAAUCAAAGUAAAUGUGUUUCUCGUUAUUAGUGGUAUCCCUGCUGCACCUUUUGGUGCUUUUAAACAUUUUUAAAAUUGUUAUGCUACUAGUAGCAGCAGAUGGAGGUCUCCGAACUGAAUGGAAAGCUUUAAAAACCCAACUUUCCACUGAAAUUUUGUGUCAGGCUAUAGCUGUGGAACAGAGGCACUUGAGUGGCUCACCCUUGUGUAUUAUUAACCUUUACUUGAGGGAAAAAUUGGAUGGACUGGCUGACUGACGACUUUCCUUCUCAGUGCCUCUCUGAUUUUUUUUUUUAAU